UUCGACUACUACUUGGUGGAGGUGUUGUACAAUAGCAAUGAAAGCGACAUGCUUACGCCCCAUCGAGUGGGUUCUUGUGCUAAUGGCACUGCCGUACACCACAGUCAAACUCAGAUCACCUGCGACAAGUUUAAGGCAUGUGCCAACGUAACUUUCACAGUGCACGCGCAUGUCGAGACUGCCUCGCAACUCACAUUCUCUGGAACAACGUUGAGAGGUAUUUUUCUCCCAGGAAAAGACCUUCCUGAAGUGAGGCAGCUGAAAUUGACAGCGAUGGACAAGGAUUCCAUAACUGUUUCCUGGCAACCACCGGAGGGCUGCUUUGACGGCUACAUAGUAGAAGUCGCUCCAGAAAACAGCGGAAGCAGUGGUGGGGGAGGCCUGAGUGUGGGCUCCUGUGCGGGUGGAAUCAGUGUUGACGCUGAACACACUAGCAUCACGUGCAGGAAAAUAGAAGCUUGCAGCGUGAAAAUCACCGUACGUAAGCACAGAAAAAAACAUCUGGAGUUUACUUCACCUGGUGUCACCCUAAACAACGUUGUCAUGUACAAAAAAGAUAUUCCAGAGGUGCUACCGACGCUUGAAGUGGCUAAUGACACAUUUGUACUGCGCUGGAACCAGCCACCUGGCUUCUUCGACAAGUACAAUCUCGUGGUCACCUAUCAACCUUACGAACAUUCGAUCUUUAAAACGCCACGUAUUGGUUCAUGUGUUGGGACAACCCAUCGAGAGCCUGAUGUUACAAGUGUUACUUGUUCCAAUCUGCCAGCCUGCGCAAACACCAGUGUAAUCCUGCGCACUCAGCGAAAUGGACCACAUGGACGUGUUUCACGUGGUGAAGCAUUGUCAGUGUAUUCUAAACAAGGAGCUCUAGUGGACUUUGACCUGUACCUUGAAAAAGUGACAACGACUACGGCUGAUAUCAUAAUAGACCCACAUCUUCCACGGUCCUGCCCACCGCGUUACUGCAGGGCGUUGAUAUGUCGCUUUUACAAGAGUGGAGCGAUCGUGGUGGGUCACCAUCUUUCACAACUCGCGCUACAUUCAAACCCGCACAGCGAUCUUCAGUAAAACUAAUUUAGGAAUCAUCAGUUUUUCUUUAGAAAAUUGGGCAAUUCUAAACGCGCUGCAGUGAACCGGAAAUAUGUCCUUCCGUUUAUGUCAUUCUCUCACUCAACACGCUUCCAACCAUGAAGAAAUACGUCGAUGAUA
Messenger RNA from Rhipicephalus microplus (southern cattle tick), 1212 nucleotides. RefSeq names its product tenascin-R-like. The record is from RefSeq and is a predicted model, not a curated record. Gene Ontology annotation, molecular function: protein binding. NCBI's taxonomy places the organism in Eukaryota, Metazoa, Arthropoda, Arachnida, Ixodida, Ixodidae.